Blepharisma stoltei is the source of this 957-nucleotide messenger RNA. Lineage: Eukaryota; Ciliophora; Heterotrichea; Heterotrichida; Blepharismidae. The record is from the annotation of a GenBank genome assembly.
AUGACAAGAUAUAUUCAUAUAAUUGAUGAAACAUUCCCAAUACACCAAUAUGAAGACAACAAUAUUGAAAAAUUCAAUUAUUUUCAUUUAAAAAAAGAGUGAGAAAAUAACUUUAAAACUGCUUCAGCCUGCUGCAAGAUACUGUAUGAUAAGCUAAAUAAACUUGAUAUAAAUUAUAUAAAAGCUGAAAUUCAUCUGAAAGAUGUAUUUGAUUUAUAUGGAGAUGGUGGGAAGUACUCAUUUCUAAGAAAAUAUGAAACAUGAAUGGAGAAAAAAAUUCAUAAAUUGAUGAUUAAAUACAAUUAUAUAAGAAAUCAUUGAAAUUAUACAGUAGAUGAAUUCCAGAAAAAUAUAGGCAAUUUGGAUAACACAAAUUGCAUUUAUUUCACAUAUCAAUAUCUUAAUAAAGGGAAUAUAAUUAUAGUAAUUGCCCGAGGAUGGCGCUAUCUUGCGCCAUCCUCGGGCAAUUCAAAAAUGGCCCCACACCGGGAAUCGAACCCACGUGUGGGGCCAUUUUUGGUGUGUGGCCAACAUCGACUUACACGCACCAAAAUGGCCCCCACACGUGGGUUCGAUUCCCGGUGUGGGGCCAUUUUUUGAAUUGCCCGAGGAUGGCGCAAGAUAGCGCCAUCCUCGGGCAAUUCCUAUAUGUAUGACCCAGUUUUAAAAAAGAAAGCUUUUAAAACUUUUGAAGCUUAUGAAAUUAAGGAUAAUUUUGUUUUUAUAGUCAAGCUGCCUAAUAAUAAACUAUUUUUGGGAGGAGAAAGUAGUUAUAUAGUUAGCACUGCAACUUUUACUAUAAAAGAUAUUGCAUGGGGAGCAAUAUUAUUAGCUAUUUAUCAACCGAUCAUAGAUAAAUGAAAAAAUGGAAUUUACCAUGAAAACUGCAUUUACAUAUUUGGGAAAGGUCCCAGCCACAUUUUUGAACUAAGAAUAAAACAUGAAAAUAUGACUUAA